AUGUCAAAUCCACACCUUCUCAACGCAUUCCUCGCCUGUGCUUGUUCACAUUAUGCCCGCCGACACGAAGCCAUGCCGAUCCAAUUAUCUAACAGCAUCGCCAAAUUCACCAACAGAGCACUCAAUGGCCUGCGACUCGCGAUGACCGAUCCAAAUCAAGCAGGGAAACUGGAAACAAUCAGCACGGCUCUCGCAUUAUGUACAUCGGACGUUAUCUCAGGCGAUCUCAGUACCUGGCGAAUUCAUCUAACAGGAGCGAACAAGUUGAUUCUAUCAGCUUUCCAAAACGAUAAAAAGCCCUCAUCCUCCGAAACGGAUGGCAGGAACCCGUUGGAAACUUUCGUCAUUAAAUGGUAUGCGCUGUUGGAUAUUUUCGCUGGUGUCUCUGGGUUACGCAAAAGCUCCAAUCCUGAUGGGCGCUAUUGGUCUUCCAGCGAAGAUGAGUCUUAUAUCGAUGAAUGGACGGGGUACUCAUUAGAUCUUAUUCCGAUCAUAUCUCGCAUUGGACGUAUGGCGCAGACUCAACGGAACAAAAACAGGAUAAUGACCCUGAAUGAGGAUCCUGAUGAACCCCUCGAUCCUGAAUUCCACGAUAUGGAAGAAAUCGACCAGAUGGAGAGUUUGAUCUACUCGCUCUAUGAUCGCACGGCUCAUCCGGCACUAGUACAUAGUCCGGAUCCGGAGACGAGGAAACGAGCAGAUGAGAUGCAGUGCAUUCAUCGUGCGUUCGUGUAUACUGCUCUGCUCCAUUUGUAUCGUCGGGUACAGGAGUUGCCUAAAUAUCAUGACAAGGCGGUUUAUGCAAUAUGUAUGACUAUCCAGAUGAUUCAGAUGAUCCCUCGGGAAUCUUCAUCUAAUAUCUUGACUCUCUGGCCUGUAUUUACGGUCGGAUGUGAGACGGAUGAUCCAACACAGAGAAGCAUUAUCGAGUCAAGGAUCUCAAAAAUGGAGUCCUUUGGUAUGGGAAAUGUUGAGACGGCUCGACAGGCUAUGUACGCGUACUGGGAAUCUGGAGCUACAGAGAGAUGGGAUAUUUUUCUCGAGAGUUACGGGCAAGAUAUCGUUCUCUUUUGA
Penicillium malachiteum is the source of this 1074-nucleotide messenger RNA. Its product is annotated as fungal specific transcription factor domain-containing protein. Gene Ontology annotation, molecular function: transcription cis-regulatory region binding; DNA-binding transcription factor activity. The record is from RefSeq and is a predicted model, not a curated record. The coding region runs from base 1 to 1074 and encodes 357 amino acids. Gene Ontology annotation, biological process: positive regulation of transcription by RNA polymerase II. The transcript has a single exon. NCBI's taxonomy places the organism in Eukaryota, Fungi, Ascomycota, Eurotiomycetes, Eurotiales, Aspergillaceae. Gene Ontology annotation, cellular component: nucleus.